Molecule: messenger RNA, 4426 nt
Organism: Danio aesculapii
Lineage: Eukaryota; Metazoa; Chordata; Actinopteri; Cypriniformes; Danionidae
Gene: gas2a
Product: growth arrest-specific protein 2
Exons: 8
Coding region: 122-1126 (334 amino acids)
Biological process (GO): actin crosslink formation
Cellular component (GO): actin filament
Molecular function (GO): microtubule binding; cytoskeletal adaptor activity; actin filament binding
Source: RefSeq, a predicted model, not a curated record
GCCGCAAUGACUGUCAGAUACUCGAGGCUCAGUGUCACUGUAAACAGUCUGUGCUUGGCAAAAGCAUGAAUUCACUGCACACGAGAGUCUCCUGCUGAAGAACCGACUGCUUUCUGGAGGCAUGUGUAGUCCUCUGAGCAGCAAGCAGCAGCCGGCGGGUCCGGGUCUCACAGAUCUGCAGCUCUACAGUCAGUGGCUGGCCAGCAGACAUGAGGCCAGUCUGCUGCCCAUGAAGGAGGAUCUGGCGCUCUGGCUCUCCAGCAUGCUGGGUGUGGAGAUCUCAGCCGAGAGCUUCAUGGAGCGGCUGGAUAAUGGUUUUCUGUUGUGUCAGCUAGCAGAGACUCUUCAGGAGAAGUUCAGGGAAAACAGCUCAGACGUCACUUCACCAGGAAAGUCGAUCCCCUGUCGAAGGAUUCCCUGUCGAGCCAGCGCCGCAUCUGGCACCUUCUUCGCGCGGGACAACACCGCUAACUUUCUGUCAUGGUGUCGAGAGCUGGGCGUUGGAGAAACCUGUCUGUUUGAGUCCGACGGCCUCGUUUUACACAAACAGCAAAGAGAGGUUUGUCUGUGCCUGCUGGAGCUGGGAAGAAUAGCAGCCAGGUAUAAGGUAGAGCCACCGGGACUAAUAAAGCUGGAGAAAGAGAUCGAACAGGAAGAAGAGAAGUUACCCGAACCUCCGCUCUCACCUGUACCUCCUGCAUCCAAUUCACAAUCUCCACCCAUCUCUCCGUCCAUCUCUCCGUCCAUCUCUCCAUUCAACAAGAGCAACUCCAGCAGGAAAAGCACAGGCAAGCUCCUGGAUGAGGCUGUGAAGCACAUUUCUGAAGAUCCUCCCUGUAAGUGUCCCAAUAAGUUCUGCAUAGAGCGACAGUCGCAGGGACGAUAUCGUGUUGGAGAGAAAAUGCUUUUCAUCAGAAUGCUGCACAAUAAACACGUGAUGGUGCGUGUUGGUGGAGGCUGGGAGACGUUCGAGAGCUACCUGCUGAAGCACGACCCAUGCCGCAUGCUCCAGAUCUCUCGAGUGGAAGGCAAGAUCUCGCCAAUCUCCGGCAAAUCUCCCAAUAUUAAAGACCUGGCGCCCGACAGCUACCUGGUAGUGGCAGCCCACUACAAAAGCAAGAAGUAAAGAGGAAAUGUACUGAGGAGACGGUGACUGAAGUCAGCACCACUGUAGGUGCCGCAAAGAAUCUCAGUGGCUUCUAGAACUAAUAGCGUUUAGGAGAAAAUCAUAACACUACAAUGUGUGUAGAUGGGCUAGUUUGACAAUAAUGUAUACCCUGCUGAAAAAAACAGCUUAAACCAGCCUAGGAUGGUUGGCUGGUUUUAGCUGGUCGACCAGCCUGGUUUUAGAGGGGUUUUGGCCAUUUCCAGGCUGGUUUCAAGCCAUUUCCAGCCUGGGCCUAGCUGGUCAGGCUGGGAGCCCAGGCAAAACCAGCAAUGUCCAGCUUAAACCAGGCUGGUCAAGCUGGACUUAGAUGGUUUUAGCUGGUCAUUUUUUUAGCCUGACCAGCUAAGACCAGGCUGGAAAUGGCCAAAACCCCUCUAAAACCAGGCUGGUCGACCAGCUAAAACCAGCCAACCAGCCUAGGCUGGUUUAAGCUGGAUUUUUCAGCAGGGUAACAAUGAAACUGGAACUGGAAUCCAGAAGUAAGGAUGUUUGUAUUUGCAUUUGUCUCAAUGUCUUUUGUUUAGCCUUAUACAUUCAGUCUUAACUUUACGGAAUGAAAUCGCUGGAAGAAUUCGAGUAUUUCACUUGUACCCUGGUGGCUAUUCCUAUUAGUGUUAUACUAACAAUAUUACUGGUCUGUUUUUAUUCUGGAGCUUAUGUUUUUUCUGACAUUUAUUAUAUUUUACUGUGAUGGCCUUGCUCUUUUGGAAAAUGGAAACUUUUCAGCCAAUCAUGUGGCUGAAAAUACCCAAAAUGGACAUGAUUAGGAGAUCCAGGUGUUGUUCAUCCAAACAGACAUUGGGUCACAACAGCGUGAGGCAGGACAACACUUCUAAAUGCACACUUGAAGUCAUUGAAGAAGAGGAACUUCAAACGUGAGUUCACCUUUGGUGUGAGAUUUAUAGCAUGAGUGUACAACUAAUAUUAUGACUUGUUAACAAGAACCAAAAAGGCUAAACAACCUGGACCAUCACCACAUUACAAUAUGUCACUGUUCAUACUCAGACUUUGCACAACUUGUCAAUGUAGUUUGUUUAAUGAGUAAAAAUGAGCAGUAGCUCUUCUAGAAAAUAACAGGAGAAACACUCUGAUCCAACCAGACCAGAGAAAAUGUGCUCUGCCAAUGUUCAUGGUUCCUAGAACUAUUGGUGAAGUAGCCACUGUUUAUUUUGUUCUCAACUUGGAAUGGUUUUAUUUGUAGGAACAUUUUUUGGGGAGCUGAUUUAGCUCCUAGUGUCCGGGUAAGGUCUGUCCCAGGGGUGUCAUACUCAUGCUCUGCGCAGUUUAGUUCCAACACUGAUUAAACACACCUGACCAAUCUAAUAUAGUCCUUCGGGCUUGUUAGAAACCUGCAGGUAAGUGUGUUGAAGCAGGUUUGGAUCUAAAUGGUGCAGGGAUAUGGUUUGAAACCCCUGGUCUAACCCAACAUAAUAGGAACUACACAAUGUCACCUCACAGCAAUUUCUUAUAUCUAAAAUGUUCUUAUAUCUAAAAUAGCUCCUAUUUCAGAGUGUAACCCAACACAAUAGGAACUACCCAAUGUAACUAAACAGCAAUUCAUUGUUUUUAAUUUUAUUAGGAGGCUAAUUCAUAUGGGUUACAUUCUACUCUGACAAAGGAGCUAAAUAAUUCUUAUGAAUAGCUCUUAUUUCAGAAUGUAACCCAACACAAUAAGAAUUACCCAACAUCUCACAGCAGUUCUUAAUUUUUAUAUAUUAUUUAGUGGCUAAUUCAAAUUGUGUUGGGUUGACUUGAGAUAGAACCCAUUCAAAAGACGUUCCUAUAACUAAAAUAGCUCCCAUUCUAACCCAAGUCUAACCCAACACAAUAGGAACUAUCCAAUGUUACUUAACAGUAAUUUGUUUGUUUUUUAUUUACUGGCUAAUUCAUAUCGUGUUGGGUUAGAUUCUACUCUGACACGUGAGCUAAUAAUUUAACCCAAUAUCCGUUCCUAUAACUAAAAUAGCUCCACUUUCUGAGUCUAACCCAACACAAUAGGAACUAUCCAAUGUUACUUAACAGUAAUUUGUUUUGUUUUUUAUUUACUGGCUAAUUCAUAUCGUGUUGGGUUAGAUUCUACUCUGACACAUGAGCUAAUAAUUUAACCCAAUAUCUGUUCCUAUAACUAAAAUAGCUCCACUUUCUGAGUCUAACCCAACACAAUAGGAACUAUCUAAUGUCACUUAACAGUAAUUUGUUUUGUUUCUAAUUUAGUGGCUAAUUCAUAUUGUGUUGGGUUAGAUUCUACUCUGACAUGUGCGCUAAUAAUUUAACCCAAUAUCUGUUCCUAUAACUAAAAUAGCUCCGAUUUCAGAGUCUAACCCAACACAAUAGGAACUAUCCAAUGUCACUUAACAGUAAUUUGUUUUGUUUUUUUAUUUAGUAGCUAAUUCAUAUUGUGUUGGGUUAGAUUCUACUCUGACAUGUGCGCUAAUAAUUUACCCCAAUAUCUGUUCCUAUAACUAAAAUAGCUCCAAUGUCAGAGUCUAACCCAAUACAAUAAGAACUACCCAACACCAUCCCACAGCAAUUCAUAAUAAUAAUAAAACAAGAUUAUUUAGUGGCUAAUUCAAAUUGUGUUGGGUUGACUACUCUGACAUAGUUCCUCCAAAAACAUUCUUAUAACACAAAUAGCUCCUAUUUAAGAGUUUAAUCCAACACAAUAGGAACUAUCCAAUGCCACUCAACAACCAAUUCAUUUUUUAUGUUACGUCUAAUUCACAUGUUGUUGGGUUAGACUCUACUCUGACAUUUAAGCUAAUUAUUUACCCCAAAAUCUAUUCCUAUAACUAAAAUAGCUCCUAUUUAAGAGUGUAACCCGACUCAAUAGGAACUAUCCAAUGUCACUUAACAGCCAUUUGUAGUUUGAUUUUAACGUAGUGGCUAAAUCAUAUUAUGUUGGGUUAGACUCUACUCUGACAUAUGAGCCAAUUAUAUUCCCCAAAAUGUGUUCCUAUAACUAAAAUCCUCCUAUUUAAAAGCUCCUAUUUCAGAGUCUAUCUAUACACAAUGGGAACUACGCAAUCCCAUCUCACAGCAAUUUGCUAUUUAAAAAAAAGGUAAAAUCUAGUUCAUAUUGUUUUGUUUCCUAUUUCAGAGUCUUGCCCAACACAAUAGGAAGUAGGAACAAUCUCAUUUUUGACAUUUUCACAAGGUCUGUUCACACCCACAGGAACGUUUAGGGGUGGGGUGGGCUUUUUUUUAUGUGUCAAGUGACAUUGUAUAAUUUUGUGCAAAUAAAUGACCUUUGUUUGUUGA